GACCUAGACGUGGCAGCUGCAUCAUAGAGGAGAGAUACAGAUACUCCCAUUUUAGAAAAAAAUAAGUCGCAUAACAUUUAUUUUCUAAAUACUUUUCACUUUUACAACGGUGAGGGAAACUCUCGAACAACAUGGGGCUCACUAUAUCAUCGUUGUUCUCGAGACUUUUUGGCAAGAAACAGAUGCGGAUACUCAUGGUUGGCUUGGAUGCUGCUGGUAAAACCACUAUCUUGUACAAACUGAAGCUGGGAGAAAUCGUUACCACCAUUCCAACUAUUGGUUUUAAUGUUGAAACAGUGGAAUACAAGAAUAUCUGUUUCACAGUAUGGGACGUUGGCGGCCAGGACAAAAUCCGUCCCCUGUGGAGGCAUUACUUCCAAAACACACAGGGCCUGAUCUUUGUAGUUGACAGUAAUGACAGAGAAAGAGUGCAAGAGUCUGCAGAAGAGUUGCAAAAGAUGUUGCAAGAGGAUGAAUUGCGAGAUGCUGUACUGCUGGUAUUCUCAAACAAACAGGACUUGCCAAACGCCAUGGCAGUGAGUGAGCUUACAGACAAACUAGGACUGCAGACCCUCCGCCAUAGAACCUGGUAUGUCCAGGCAACCUGUGCCACCCAGGGUACUGGUUUGUAUGAAGGACUGGACUGGUUAUCCAGCGAACUGUCAAAGCGCUAAAUCAAAGGCGAGGAGAGCUGGAACUCAAGCAAGCAAAGAGAAAGAGCGCAAGAGAGAAAAUCUGAGAAUUUUACAGAGAAAAAGCCUAAAUUAUCAGUGUCUGUCUAGUAGAACUUGAAGUUCUGGACUUUGCGAUCCGUUCCUGAUGUAAAAUCCUUUUUUUUUUUUUUUUGGGUCUUCCUUGUUGUCCAUGUCACUUAGUCUUUUCCUUUUUCUAUUCCCAAAGGAAUACAAUGUUUAAGCUGCAUGUUUUUAAAUAAAACAAACAAACAAAACAGUGUGAGGAUGUCCAGUUGUGAAGGGAAAGGUUGACUGGAUCACUGGGUUAAAUUCAGUGGUAAAGCCAGGUCUCGCACCUUCUGGAAUAUUCAGUAGGUCAAAAGAGACAAAUUUGGUCUCAACUGAAGGCAUUUUUGGGAUUUUGUUACACCCCACAAUUAUGAGAUCAACGUGAGAAUUAACUGAUACAUUCAUCCACUGACAGGGUUUCUGUUCAGACAGUGUGAGAAAGCCUGGCAUUGUGGUAGCAGACCUGUAAAAAGAUACAAAACCUUCUUUUGAAGUAGUAAUAGUGGUAUUCGUUUCAAAUACAGAUUCAAAACUGCUGUAAUUGUGAACUUGGGGAUGGGAUAGGGGGUGGUGACAAUGGUUAAGAAAAGGCUAGAACCUGUUCUGCAUUAGUAUUUAGUAGGAGAAAGGUAGUUAGCUGUCAGUGGUAGUAACUAAAGCAGUACUCUUGCGUGCUUCUGGAUAUUAUGCAAUAGCUAACUUUUCCAUGGCAAUUGGUAUGCUGGACAAUUUUGUUCAUAACUUUAAUAUUGCAGCUUUUGCCCUUUGGUGCAAGUAGUCUACUGUAUGUAAAUCCAAUUUAAAUGGCUGACAGAAAUGUAAUAUCUCCUUCAGCAGGAUCUCUGCAUAUUUUUAAAUGGUUACUAUAAGAGUGCUUCCAAAGAAGCAGAGCAUAACGUUUGCUUGAAGUAUGUGUUUGUUUUUUUAAAAAGUGCUCCAGGACCAUUGCAUCACAGCAACCUGUUGUUAAAACCCAAUCUGUAACCUGU
Molecule: messenger RNA, 1732 nt
Organism: Polyodon spathula (Mississippi paddlefish)
Lineage: Eukaryota; Metazoa; Chordata; Actinopteri; Acipenseriformes; Polyodontidae
Product: ADP-ribosylation factor 4-like
Exons: 6
Coding region: 132-674 (180 amino acids)
Biological process (GO): intracellular protein transport; vesicle-mediated transport
Cellular component (GO): plasma membrane; cytoplasm
Molecular function (GO): GTPase activity; GTP binding
Source: RefSeq, a predicted model, not a curated record